GAUGGAGAACGAUGUGGGAACAUCGAUGAGGCAAUAGCAGCUUCAAAGGGCAACAGUGGUGGGAGGAAUGACGAGGAAGGUUGGCGUAAAGUUGAGAUCUCCAAACCAAAAAAUGAACUUCUUAAUCUACUAUAUGCUUCUUUUUUGCAUCCAAAAAUCAAAAAUCAGUAA
Messenger RNA from Dovyalis caffra, 171 nucleotides. The record is from the annotation of a GenBank genome assembly. Lineage: Eukaryota; Viridiplantae; Streptophyta; Magnoliopsida; Malpighiales; Salicaceae.